Molecule: messenger RNA, 719 nt
Organism: Pteropus alecto (black flying fox)
Lineage: Eukaryota; Metazoa; Chordata; Mammalia; Chiroptera; Pteropodidae
Gene: FABP5
Product: fatty acid binding protein 5
Exons: 3
Coding region: 211-531 (106 amino acids)
Biological process (GO): fatty acid transport
Cellular component (GO): cytosol; nucleus
Molecular function (GO): fatty acid binding
Source: RefSeq, a predicted model, not a curated record
GAGACAGGGUUGUUGCAAGGCUUCUGUGAAGUCGUAUCUGUCAAGUGCUGGCGCGUGGUGAGCCCGGGGUAUGCGGUUACCUUAGUUCUUGAUAGGUCAGUGACAAUGCACACGGCAGAGUAAUCACGAUGCAACCACCGCUUUCCUUCUGUAAACUGUGACCCUGGUCUUCCUGUCAUUUAACACGCUUAACACUUUACAGGCGUGGGGAUGGCCCUGCGGAAGAUGGGUGCCAUAGCCAAACCCGAUUGUAUCAUCACUUCUGACGGCCAGAACCUCACCAUAAAAUCCGAGAGCACGUUGAAAACAACACAGUUCUCAUGUAAGCUGGGAGAGAAGUUCGAGGAAACUACAGCGGACGGCAGGAAAACUCAGACUGUCUGCAGCUUCGUCGACGGUGCGUUGGUCCAGCGUCAGGAAUGGGACGGGAAGGAGAGCACCAUCACCAGGAAGCUGGAGGGCGGGAAGAUGGUGGUGGAAUGCGUCAUGAACGACGUCACCUGUACCCGGAUCUAUGAAAAAGUAGAGUAAAAAUUCCAUCAUCCUCUGGACAGGAAUUAGCUGCGAGUUUAAACGGGCUCAGUUCAAUGAGCAGAUCUCUAUGAUUUUUUUUUUUCAUUACUGUGUUCAAUUAACAAACGUUUUACAUUCAACUAUUUCUGAGUGUUGGUUUAAUUAGGAUCAUCCCUUUGGUUAGUAAAUAAAUUUGUUUAUGCUAA